UCUUUAUCGUUACUUGCCUUUGCCGGGCUGGCAGCCGCAGCUUCUAAAUACGACGAAUAUAUCCUGGCCCCGAAGUCACGAACUCUACACCCAGUUGCUGUCUAUCAAGAUAAGAUCAACGGGACCAUUACUGGAGCUUCUAGCCUUGCAAACGACUCGCCAGGCUCGGCCAUCUUCAAAGGCGUCUCAGCCGUGACCUACGAUUUCGGUGUCAACAUUGGUGGCCUCGUGAGCUUGACCAUCGGCAACAAGACAGACACGAAUCAGUCUAUCGCUAUUACAUACUCCGAGAGCUCGCAAUGGAUCUCUGGCAUUGCUUGCGACGCCACUCAAGAUUCUGGCAUGGAUGAAGCUUUGUGGUUCUAUCCAUCAGGCCCCGGUAUUGUGUCUGUAGAUCGUCAGCAUGAAAGAGGAGGCUUCAGAUACCUGAGUCUCAUUCACAACACCACUGGUGACAUUGAGGUUACCGAGGUGACGGUCGAAUUUACGCCUUCGCCCACUACCGAGGAUCUGAGGAAUUAUACUGGCUUCUUCCACUCAGAUGAUGAGCUAUUGAACCGCAUCUGGUAUGCAGGAGCAUAUACCAUCCAGAUGUGCGCCAUCGACCCGCACCACGGUGAUGCUCUCAUCCACUCGGAUCAGAUCAACUCGAGUGUUCCCGGUGAUACAGUGGCUCCUUGGUCGUGGUACGCCAACACAACCAUAGCCAACUCGAGCGUCGUCCUCGUCGACGGCGCAAAACGCGAUCGUCUGAUCUGGCCUGGAGAUAUGCAUGUCAUUACUCCAUCUCUCUUCGUCUCCAUCAGCGAUGAUGCAGCCAUCACAAAUUCCAUCGACAACUUGUUUUCUCUGCAGAAUGCAUCAGGCAAGCUUCCGUAUGCAGGAUAUCCUUUCAAACAAGACACGUACUCGGCGACCUAUCAUCUCUACAACCUCAUCGGCGUAAGCGACUAUUACAAGUUCACAGACGACCUCGAAUAUGUUCAAAACAAGUGGAACGCCUGGAAACUCGGACUCAACUUUUCUCUCGGUUUCAUUGACGAAACUGGCCUGAUGAACGUCACGAGCCCUGACGACUGGCUCCGCUUUGGUCAAGGAGGUCACAAUAUUGAAGCAAACGCAAUCCUAUACUUCACCAUCAAUGAAGGCUUGACCCUAGCCGCUGCUCUCAACGACAGUAGCGUCAAAUCGUCAUGGGAAACUUACGCAUCUGGGAUCAAAGAAGCAGCCAAUAAUAUGCUCUGGAACGAGACAGCAGGCCUAUAUCGCGAUAAUGAGACCACGACUCUAAUGCCUCAGGACGGCAACAGCUGGGCCGUGCUCGCAAACCUCACGAACAACUCCACCCAAGCCUCCGCUAUCAGCAACUCUCUCCGCGCACGUUGGGGACCAUACGGUGCACCUGCCGUUGAGGCCGCCGACGCCGUGUCUCCUUUUAUCGGUGCCUUCGAGCUCGAAGCCCACCUGCGCGCCAACAAUGCCACUGCUGCCCUCGAACUCAUGCGUCUCGAAUGGGGAUUCAUGCUCGACGACCCGCGAAUGACCAACAGCACGUUCAUCGAAGGCUAUGCCUUUGACGGAGCAACCCAUUACGCACCCUACACCAACGACCCUCGUAUCUCACACGCACACGGCUGGUCCACAGGCCCCACGGCCUUCCUGUCUCAAUACAUCGCCGGCAUUCAACUCGUCACCGCCGGUGGAAGAACCUGGAAGAUUGCACCCAAGUUGGGCGAUUUGAGUUCCACUCACGCAGGCUUUUCGACUUCGGUGGGCAUGUUUGAGGUAUACACCAACACGACUUCCGACGGCGGUGUGUCCAUGGACUUUUCUACUCCUGUGGGGACCAGAGGUGGCGUGGCAGUGCCUUAUCCUUCUUGUGCUGGUGUCCUGAGACUGCACGAGGUGCAAGGGAGAUGCAAGGAUGUCGUGUUGGAUGUCCAGGCUUCGGCAAACCAGACGGGAGAUGUUGAUGUCGAAGGGUUGGUGGGAGGUGAUUGGCAGCUUAGAUUCAGCUGUGGUGCUGCUGGCUCUUGA
This is a messenger RNA of Aureobasidium uvarum, 2037 nucleotides long. The record is from the annotation of a GenBank genome assembly. Lineage: Eukaryota; Fungi; Ascomycota; Dothideomycetes; Dothideales; Saccotheciaceae.